Phodopus roborovskii (desert hamster) is the source of this 4462-nucleotide messenger RNA. RefSeq names its product syntaxin binding protein 5 (gene Stxbp5). The coding region runs from base 41 to 3502 and encodes 1153 amino acids. The record is from RefSeq and is a predicted model, not a curated record. Gene Ontology annotation, biological process: regulation of protein secretion; regulation of exocytosis. Gene Ontology annotation, molecular function: myosin II binding; GTPase activator activity; syntaxin binding. Lineage: Eukaryota; Metazoa; Chordata; Mammalia; Rodentia; Cricetidae. Gene Ontology annotation, cellular component: SNARE complex; cytoplasm; plasma membrane. The transcript is spliced from 28 exons.
AGGCGGGCAGGCGGGCAGAGCCCCCCUGGGCGGCCAGACCAUGAGGAAAUUCAACAUCAGGAAGGUGCUGGACGGCCUGACCGCAGGCUCGUCCUCGGCCUCGCAACAGCAGCAACAGCAGCAGCACCCGCCUGGGAACCGGGAGCCCGAGAUCCAGGAGACGCUCCAGUCCGAACACUUCCAACUCUGCAAGACUGUUCGCCAUGGAUUCCCCUAUCAGCCCUCAGCCCUGGCCUUUGAUCCCGUACAGAAGAUUCUGGCAGUAGGAACUCAGACUGGUGCUUUAAGACUCUUUGGCCGUCCAGGAGUGGAGUGUUAUUGCCAGCAUGAGAACGGGGCUGCAGUGAUCCAACUCCAGUUCCUGAUUAAUGAGGGAGCCCUCGUGAGUGCCUUGGCUGAUGACACCUUACACUUGUGGAAUUUACGUCAGAAAAGGCCUGCCAUACUACAUUCACUUAAAUUUUGCAGAGAAAGGGUUACAUUUUGCCAUCUGCCUUUCCAGAGUAAGUGGCUCUAUGUGGGCACUGAGCGGGGUAAUAUACAUAUUGUCAAUGUGGAGUCCUUCACACUCUCAGGCUAUGUCAUCAUGUGGAAUAAAGCCAUUGAACUGUCAUCUAAAUCUCACCCAGGCCCUGUCGUUCAUAUAAGUGAUAAUCCCAUGGAUGAGGGGAAGCUUUUGAUUGGCUUUGAAUCUGGAACAGUUGUCUUAUGGGACCUCAAGUCAAAGAAGGCUGACUACAGAUACACAUAUGACGAGGCUAUUCACUCGGUGGCUUGGCAUCAUGAAGGAAAACAAUUUAUUUGCAGUCAUUCUGAUGGUACUUUGACCAUAUGGAAUGUGAGGUCCCCUACUAAACCUGUACAGACCAUCACUCCUCACGGAAAACAGUUAAAGGAUGGGAAGAAACCCGAGCCAUGCAAGCCUAUCCUCAAGGUGGAGUUCAAAACGACUAGAUCUGGGGAACCUUUUAUUAUUCUGUCAGGAGGUUUGUCUUAUGAUACUGUGGGGAGAAGGCCCUGCUUAACAGUGAUGCAUGGGAAAAGCACAGCUGUGCUGGAAAUGGACUAUUCAAUCGUCGACUUUCUCACACUCUGUGAAACGCCAUACCCCAACGAUUUUCAAGAACCAUAUGCUGUGGUUGUUCUGCUGGAAAAGGAUUUAGUGCUGAUAGACCUUGCACAAAAUGGAUACCCUAUAUUUGAGAAUCCCUACCCUUUGAGUAUACACGAGUCCCCAGUUACGUGCUGUGAAUAUUUUGCUGAUUGUCCUGUGGACCUCAUCCCUGCACUUUAUUCUGUUGGAGCUAGACAGAAACGUCAAGGCUACAGCAAAAAGGAAUGGCCUAUCAAUGGAGGUAAUUGGGGCUUGGGUGCUCAAAGUUACCCGGAAAUAAUUAUUACAGGGCAUGCUGAUGGGUCAGUUAAGUUCUGGGAUGCUUCUGCAAUAACUCUACAAGUACUGUAUAAAUUAAAAACAUCUAAAGUGUUUGAAAAGUCAAGAAAUAAAGAUGACAGACCAAACACCGACAUUGUAGAUGAAGAUCCAUACGCCAUUCAGAUCAUCUCCUGGUGCCCAGAGAGCAGGAUGCUGUGUAUCGCUGGAGUGUCGGCGCAUGUCAUCAUUUACAGAUUCAGCAAGCAGGAAGUGGUUACAGAAGUCAUCCCGAUGCUUGAAGUUCGACUGUUAUAUGAAAUAAAUGACGUGGAGACACCAGAGGGUGAGCAGCCGCCGCCACCUCUGUCCACCCCUGUGGGCAGCUCCAACCCUCAGCCUGCCCCUCCUCAGUCUCACCCAUCCACCAGUAGCAGCUCGUCUGAUGGGCUUCGAGACAACGUACCUUGUUUAAAAGUCAGAAGCUCACCACUGAAACAGUCUCCAGGUUAUCAGACAGAGCUAGUUAUUCAGUUGGUGUGGGUGGCUGGAGAACCUCCCCAGCAGAUCACCAGCCUGGAACUCAACUCUUCCUACGGACUGGUGGUUUUUGGCAACUGCAAUGGCAUCGCACUGGUUGACUACCUCCAGAAGGCAGUGCUGCUCAACCUUGGCACCAUCGAACUGUAUGGCUCAAACGAUCCUUACCGGAGAGAACCCCGGUCGCCUCGGAAGUCGCGACAACCUUCAGGAGCGGGCCUGUGUGAUAUUACUGAAGGGACUGUCGUCACAGAGGAUCGCUGCAAAUCUCCAACUUCUGGCUCUUCAUCACCACACAAUUCAGACGAUGAACAAACAGUGAAUAAUUUUAUAGAAAAGGUGAAGACCAAAAGCAGAAAGUUUUCCAAGAUGGUAGCCAGUGAUCUAGCAAAGAUGUCAAGGAAAUUAAGCUUGCCAACUGACCUAAAGCCCGAUUUAGAUGUGAAAGAUAAUUCCUUCAGCAGAUCGAGGAGUUCAAGCGUAACCAGCAUUGACAAGGAGUCCCGCGAGGCUAUCUCUGCUCUUCAUUUCUGUGAAACUUUUACUCGGAAGGCAGACACCUCCCCGUCCCCAUGUCUGUGGGUGGGGACCACACUGGGGACAGUGUUCGUCAUCACACUGAACCUCCCCCCGGGGCCAGAGCAAAGACUCCUUCAGCCAGUGAUUGUGUCUCCAAGUGGUACUAUAUUGAGGUUAAAAGGUGCAAUCUUGAGAAUGGCAUUUCUGGAUGCCACGGGCUGCUUAAUGCCACCUGCGUCCGAACCCUGGAAAGAGCCCAACGUUCCCGAAGAAAGAGACGAAAAGGAGCAACUGAAAAAGCGGCGCCCUGUCUCAGUCUCCCCCUCCUCUUCUCAGGAAAUUAGUGAAACCCAGUAUGCAGUGAUUUGUUCUGAAAAGCAAGCUAAGGUCAUCUCACUGCCAACCCAGAACUGUGCGUACAAGCAGAACAUUACUGAGACGUCCUUCGUGCUUCGCGGAGAUAUCGUAGCACUGAGCAGCAGUGUCUGCCUCGCCUGCUUCUGUGCCAAUGGCCAUAUCAUGACCUUCAGUUUGCCAAGCUUAAGACCUCUGUUGGACGUCUACUACUUGCCCCUUACCAACAUGCGGAUAGCCAGGACCUUUUGCUUCGCCAACAAUGGACAAGCGUUAUACCUGGUAUCACCUACAGAGAUCCAGAGACUCACCUACAGUCAAGAGACAUGUGAAAAUCUUCAAGAGAUGCUGGGUGAGCUCUUCACUCCUGUAGAAACUCCAGAAGCGCCUAACAGGGGGUUCUUUAAAGGCCUGUUUGGUGGCGGUGCCCAGUCUCUGGAUAGAGAAGAACUCUUUGGGGAGUCGUCUUCAGGACGGGCCUCAAGGAGCCUUGCACAGCACAUCCCAGGCCCUGGUGGGAUUGAAGGGGUGAAGGGGGCCGCGUCUGGAGUCGUGGGAGAACUAGCCCGAGCCAGGUUGGCCCUUGAUGAAAGAGGGCAGAAGCUUGGCGACUUGGAAGAGAGAACUACAGCCAUGCUAUCUAGCGCAGACUCCUUUUCGAAACACGCUCAUGAGAUGAUGCUGAAAUACAAAGAUAAAAAGUGGUACCAGUUCUGACAACCAGACAACUCCAAUAAGAGCUACUUCAGCCGGGAGGAGAAGGAAAUUUCCUUGUUGUCGUCGUUGGGGAAGAGAACACAGAAGGGAAGCACACUCCUGAAAAGUGUCUUCCCCAAUGCAGCCAGGCACUGUUUUACCUCAGUCACACGGCUUUACCUGAGAACACACACACACACACACACAUGCAAACUGGAGCAUAUGGUGUGUGCUGGCUGUGCGCUCACAUUUGGAGUACUUAGCGGGGUCGUGCUGACAGAAGAAAACCACGAAGCGAGGUGGAGAAGUCCCCGUGGGCUAUUCCUUGGAUCAUUCCCGUAUUAAACUUUCAUAUGCCAAAAGAUUCUGCCGUUGUAUCUGCCAUCAGUGUUUGAUCCGAUGUGGGGAGAGGCAAUAAAUCAGAAGUUGUAAGUCUGAAAUGGUCAUAUUUGUGUCGGGACUCAAUGGUGAACAGCUGUCUGGACUUGCUCUCUCCCAGGCAGACUGGUCAUCAGUAUCCGUAGUGAAAAAGCAACAAACUGUCCCUUUUUCGUUAGAUCGUGCUGAAUGGUGGGUUUUAAGUAAUCAGAGCAUACACACAGCUGUGUAUGGAGUCCUCUUCAAUCCUCGUUACUAUAUAUUUGUGUUCAGUUCCUAUUUUUUCAGAAGCAAAACAAGGUGAUACAUCACUUUUCGUGGAAAAGUGUAGCGCAUGACUGAAUUGCUCAUCUUCCGAGAGUCUCCUUGUAGUGGCCAUGCGGUGUGGAAAGUAAGAAACCCUCCAUUGUGGUGAGGAGAAUUCUUCAAUGUCUUUUGUCCCUGUUCACAUUAAUUCAGCUGAAGGUAGAUUUGACCUAAAGAGUUACUGGUUAAAUUUGUAGAAAAGUUGAAAUUGGCUAAGUUUUUUAAUUUUGCUUGACUUUUUAUAAAAUGUUUAACCCAAUGUACCCUUGCAUUAUUUAAUUAAAAUUGCUAAAACAA